This is a messenger RNA of Gastrolobium bilobum, 639 nucleotides long. RefSeq lists its product as uncharacterized. The coding region runs from base 1 to 639 and encodes 212 amino acids. The transcript is spliced from 2 exons. The record is from RefSeq and is a predicted model, not a curated record. NCBI's taxonomy places the organism in Eukaryota, Viridiplantae, Streptophyta, Magnoliopsida, Fabales, Fabaceae.
AUGAAUGGAAAUGGACACAUGGAGGAAAAAUCACGGUGCUCUUUUCACCCAAAACAAGUAGAUGUUGGUGUGUGCCCCUUGUGCUUGAAUGAGAGGCUUCUCAUAGUGGCUGCAAAACAAGGCCAUCACCAUCGCCGUUCCUUUGCCUCCAUAGCUUCAAAAAGGCUUCAAAGUUCCAUACACAGAAGUCCAUCAGCUUCUAUUCACAAGAUCUUUGCUUUUGGUUCUCUUUUCAGUCGCCCAGAAUCCCAGCAAUUGAAGUCUGAGAGCUAUGAUUAUGAUGCCUCCUCUCCCAGUCCAGAAGGAAAGAACUCAUUCAUCUCAAUCAAGUUUGAAGAAAAUGGGGUGGCCUCGUGGGAAAAGAACACAGUCUCUAAAAAGGUCACUCUAGAGAACAGCAAGAAGAUGUCCUGCAACCCUCAGUGCCAGAACCUAAACAAAAAUGCCAAGAGCGUGAUAGAGCAAUGCAAAUCAAAUAAAAUGUUUAGGUGGCGAAAGCGUAUAGGGAAGCUGUUCCAUCUCAUCCAUUGGAAGAGGUCCACCAAGGGUGGUGUGUGCCAAGUUGGUAGCAAGGUAGAAAGAGUGAAGGUGAGAAAGGGUUUGAUGAGAACGCUGACAAAGAGGAAGACCGUAGAAUAA